AACUCCCCAAUAAAAAAAAUAAAAAAUACUCCAUUUUCAUGGCCCAAAAACUUUUUUGGGAAGUGCAAACAAUGUCAAAUUUGGCCUGCUGGAGUGUAAUUAAUUGCUUCUGUAUUUGGACCAAACUGUACCCAACCUACCACAAACUUUACCUUUUCCCACCUUACUCCAAACCCGUCUGCAAUCAUUGCAUCUUCAUCUUCAAUCUCCUCCUCAUAUUGGCACUUCAAAUCAAUUAUUCCCAUAAACAGAUGAGAUCCAAAAUUUCAUGAUAUUUGAAUCCCAAGACUGGAACUUUAUUGUAUAUUUAUCUUCAUAUUCAAUCUGGUUCUUUUUUGGCACUUGUAAAUCAAGAUUCUUGAUUCACAUAAACAUAUCAGAUUCACAAUAUUGGACUCCAAGAUUGAAACUUUCUUGUGCAUAGUGUGAGAAAAAGAGUGAACCUCCAAAACCAAGAGCUUUUUUUUUUUUUUUUUCAAGAUUUGAAGAGAGAAUAUGGAACCACCACCACCAUCAGCAGCAGCAGGGGUAAAGGCUAGAGUUUUAGAUAUUCCACUUUAUGGGAUUGGUUUUGAGUUUGUAGAAAUUACACCCCAAAAAGUCACUGGUCGUCUUCCCGUGACAGACAAGUGUUGUCAGCCAUUUAAGGUGUUACAUGGUGGAGUUUCAGCUAUGAUAUCUGAGGCACUGGCAAGUAUGGGAGCUCACAUGGCUUCUGGUUUUCAGAGAGUGGCUGGAGUUCAUCUCGGUAUCCACCAUCUCAAGAGUGCUCAUCUUGGUGACCUUGUUUUUGCCGAGGCUGCACCAAUCAAUGUUGGGAAGAGUAUUCAAGUUUGGGAAGUUUGUCUUUGGAAGACUGAUCCAUCUGAUGAAGAAAACAAGACUUUGUUGGCAUCAUCAAGAGUUACUCUUAAGGUCGGCAUGUCUGUACCUCAAAAUGCCACAGAUGCUGCGGUGAAUCUCAAGAAAUAUGCUAAGUUAUGAUCAAGCUGGGUACAGAAUGUUGGUUAUAAAAGUACCUGUUGUAAACCCCUUGUUAUUGUCUUUAUGAAUACCAAAAAAAGAGUGGGAUCUACAUUAUCUAAUACUAAUUUCUUUUAUUUGUGUCUGA
This is a messenger RNA of Capsicum annuum, 1111 nucleotides long. RefSeq names its product 1,4-dihydroxy-2-naphthoyl-CoA thioesterase 1. The transcript has a single exon. Gene Ontology annotation, biological process: phylloquinone biosynthetic process. NCBI's taxonomy places the organism in Eukaryota, Viridiplantae, Streptophyta, Magnoliopsida, Solanales, Solanaceae. Bases 496 to 984 code for a protein of 162 amino acids. Gene Ontology annotation, molecular function: 1,4-dihydroxy-2-naphthoyl-CoA thioesterase activity. The record is from RefSeq and is a predicted model, not a curated record. Gene Ontology annotation, cellular component: peroxisome.